Hypanus sabinus (Atlantic stingray) is the source of this 1299-nucleotide messenger RNA. RefSeq names its product zinc finger protein 239-like. Gene Ontology annotation, cellular component: nucleus. Lineage: Eukaryota; Metazoa; Chordata; Chondrichthyes; Myliobatiformes; Dasyatidae. Gene Ontology annotation, molecular function: DNA-binding transcription factor activity, RNA polymerase II-specific; RNA polymerase II cis-regulatory region sequence-specific DNA binding. The annotation marks the transcript as partial. The transcript is spliced from 2 exons. Gene Ontology annotation, biological process: regulation of transcription by RNA polymerase II. The record is from RefSeq and is a predicted model, not a curated record.
AGGAAUAAAUAGACAACGUUUAGGCCGAGCCCUUCAGCAUGCCUAGACUGUGGACUCCUCUGCUUAGUUGCUGCCUGAACUGCACAGUUCCUCCAGCAUUGUGGGUUUGUGUGUGUGUGUCUGUAUUUCUAGCAACUGCAGAAUCGUUUGUGUUUUAUAUCUUCAUUUGUAAGAGGGUUGUACUUCGGUAUUAGAUAAACAGAAUGCCUGUUGAUAUUGUUUUUGGGAGCCGCUUUCUACGUUAAAAGAGCUGCUGAGUUUUCUACACAGAAAAAACCCUGAGGUGUGGACAUAAAACCGGUGCUUGCAGGAACUUUUUAUGGCACCGUGAUUACCCAUAAAACAGUGCGUUUAAAAUUUCUCUGCCUCUGAACCACCAAUCAAAUGCGCAGGCGUCAAGGUUGUUGACGUAUUCAGAUCGCAUGCGCGCUGUACACAAAAGGACUCAGCAGGAGCGUUCAAGGUUAAAAACGAGAAGGAAUUUGUCUCCACGAAUCUCAGAUACGGCACGGCAAUUUUGCUGUCUCUGUCCCGAUAUUUAAGAAGUGGAGCAAGGGAUUCAAUCGACCAUCCUUCCUGCUCAGACUGUGGGAAUGGUUUCACUCGGUUAUCUCAGUUGAAGGUACAUCAGCAAGUUCCCACUGGGCAAGGCCAUUCAUCUGUUCUGUGUGUGAGAAAGGGUUCUAUUUGGCAUCCCACCUGCGGACAGACCAGUCCGAUCACACUGGGCCGAGGCUGGUCAUCUGCUGAAUUUCAGGGAAGGGAUUCUCUCGGUCAUCUGACCAAAUGGCACACCAGCAAGUUCAUACCGGGAAGCGGCCAUUCACCUGCUCAGACUGUGGGAAGGGAUUCACACAGUCAUCCACACUACAGAUUCAUCAGCGAGUUCACACUGGGGAGAAGCCAUUCACCUGCUCAGAAUGUGGGAAGGGAUUCAGUCAAUCAUCCAACCUACAGAGUCACCGGCGAGUUCACACAGGGGAGAAGCCAUUCACCUGCUCAGACUGUGGGAAGGGAUUCACACUGUCGUCCCACCUACAGAGACACCAUCGAGUUCACACUGGGGAGAAGCCGUUCACUUGCUCGGUCUGUGGGAAGAGAUUCAGUGAGUCAUCUGACCUACUGGUACAUCAGCGAGUUCACACUGGGGAGAGGCCAUUCACCUGCUCAGUCUGUGGGAAGGGAUUCACUCAGUCAUCCAACCUACUGAUACAUCAGCGAGUUCACUCUGGGGAGAGGCUGUUCACCUGCUCAGUCUGUGGGAAAGGAUUCACACUGUCAUCCCACCUACAGAGACAU